Molecule: messenger RNA, 4631 nt
Organism: Puntigrus tetrazona (Sumatra barb)
Lineage: Eukaryota; Metazoa; Chordata; Actinopteri; Cypriniformes; Cyprinidae
Product: myelin-associated glycoprotein-like
Exons: 15
Coding region: 112-3492 (1126 amino acids)
Source: RefSeq, a predicted model, not a curated record
AAUAUGAGCUGAACUGUGUCGUUUUCAAACUCAGUUCCCUCUUCAUUCGCUGUAGAAGCAUCAGCUUGAGCUCUGAGAGGAUUUCUGUCUCUUCUCUGGUGAAUGUAAAUCAUGGAAACAUUGGUGACGUUCCUCCUCACUGGAUCUCUGAUACAAGGUGUUUUUUGUGAGUUCAGUAUCAAUCUGCCAAAGAAAGUAGAAGCUCUACAAGGAUCCUGUGUUUUCAUUCCCUGCACAUUUGAUGUUGAUAAAAAACAUGAAAAUGAUCUCACAGAUAGAGCAAAGAGAAUAUGGUAUAAAGGAGACCCUUACUCUGUAGUGUUUGACUCCAGCAGCCCUGACACUAAACUGUUCAAAGGAGAAAUAUUAGGCACUGCUACACAGAAAAACUGCAGCACACGCUUCGAUAAUGUCAAUCAGAAUCAUAAUGGAUCAUAUUUCUUCAGACUUGAAGAUGAUAAACUGAAGUAUAGUUUUAAAAAGAAUCCACUCUUACAAAUUGUCGUCUCAGGAUCUCCACCCAAACCCACAUUGAGUGUCUUUAAGGAUCAGCAGGAGGUGAUGAAGAUGGAGGAGGUGAUGGAGGAAAGUUCAUUGAGUCUGCGCUGCUCUACUAAGAUCUUCUGUCCGUCUCGUCCUCCAUCUCUCACGUGGACCUCGUCUCUCAAUGAGAACAUCACAGGACAGCAGUAUCAGAGCCAAUCAGAGCUCGUCUCUGAUCUGAACUUCACUGUUUCUCACCGUCUUCACAAAGUCACUUUCACCUGCACCGCAACACACCAGCUACAGAGGAAUAUAACAACACAGCGCUCCCGUAUGAUACGAGUUCAGUAUGCUCCUACAAACACAUCAGUGAGGAUAAACCCAGCUGGUUUAGUUCUGGAGGGUCGUUCAGUGACUCUGAUCUGCAGCAGUGAUGCAAACCCAGCAGUGAACUACACCUGGUACAGAGACCCUGAAGAACUCCUGAAUCCAGUUCAGACCGGACCAAACCUGACCCUCAACAACCCUGACCCUACAGACAGAGGACUAUACUACUGUAGAGCUGACAACAAACACGGAUCUCACAACACAUCAGUGCUGCUGGACGUCCAGUAUGCUCCAACAAACACAUCAGUGAGGAUAAACCCAGCUGGUUUAGUUCUGGAGGGUCGUUCAGUGACUCUGAUCUGCAGCAGUGAUGCAAACCCAGCAGUGAACUACACCUGGUACAGAGACCCUGAAGAACUCCUGAAUCCAGUUCAGACCGAACCAAACCUGACCCUCAACAACCCUGACCCUACAGACAGAGGACUAUACUACUGUAGAGCUGACAACAAACACGGAUCUCACAACACAUCAGUGCUGCUGGACGUCCAGUAUGCUCCUACAAACACAUCAGUGAGGAUAAACCCAGCUGGUUUAGUUCUGGAGGGUCGUUCAGUGACUCUGAUCUGCAGCUGUGAUGCAAACCCAGCAGUGAACUACACCUGGUACAGAGACCCUGAAGAACUCCUGAAUCCAGUUCAGACCGGACCAAACCUGACCCUCAACAACCCUGACCCUACAGACAGAGGACUAUACUACUGUAGAGCUGACAACAAACACGGAUCUCACAACACAUCAGUGCUGCUGGACGUCCAGUAUGCUCCUACAAACACAUCAGUGAGGAUAAACCCAGCUGGUUUAGUUCUGGAGGGUCGUUCAGUGACUCUGAUCUGCAGCAGUGAUGCAAACCCAGCAGUGAACUACACCUGGUACAGAGACCCUGAAGAACUCCUGAAUCCAGUUCAGACCGGACCAAACCUGACCCUCAACAACCCUGACCCUACAGACAGAGGACUAUACUACUGUAGAGCUGACAACAAACACGGAUCUCAGAACACAUCAAUGCUGCUGGACGUCCAGUAUGCUCCUACAAACACAUCAGUGAGGAUAAACCCAGCUGGUUUAGUUCUGGAGGGUCGUUCAGUGACUCUGAUCUGCAGCAGUGAUGCAAACCCAGCAGUGAACUACACCUGGUACAGAGACCCUGAAGAACUCCUGAAUCCAGUUCAGACCGGACCAAACCUGACCCUCAACAACCCUGACCCUACAGACAGAGGACUAUACUACUGUAGAGCUGACAACAAACACGGAUCUCACAACACAUCAGUGCUGCUGGACGUCCAGUAUGCUCCUACAAACACAUCAGUGAGGAUAAACCCAGCUGGUUUAGUUCUGGAGGGUCGUUCAGUGACUCUGAUCUGCAGCAGUGAUGCAAACCCAGCAGUGAACUACACCUGGUACAGAGACCCUGAAGAACUCCUGAAUCCAGUUCAGACCGGUCCAAACCUGACCCUCAACAACCCUGACCCUACAGACAGAGGACUAUACUACUGUAGAGCUGACAACAAACACGGAUCUCACAACACAUCAGUGCUGCUGGACGUCCAGUAUGCUCCAAAAAACACAUCACUGUCGGCGUUUCCCUCCAGCUCAGUGAUGGAGGGCAAACCAGUGACUCUGAACUGUAGGACUGAUUCAAACCCAGCAGAGCUCAACUACACCUGGUACAGAGAGACUGGAUCUCAAUUUGAGUUCCUCCAAACUGGAUAUAAUCACACCUACACUGUGACAAACCCUUCACACAACGCAUGGUAUGGCUGUAAUGCUCAAAACCAGCAUGGCCAAUGCAAUGCAACAGUCCAACUUGAUGUUCAGUUUAUGCCCAAAGUCAACAGCUCUUGUAGCAGAAACAGUGUAAUGUCGUGUGUCUGUGAGGCUCAUGGGAAUCCCUGCCCUACACUAGAGUGGCGUCUGUCUGGGCAUGCGCUCACUAACUCUACAGAAACACCCAUCAGUGAGGAGAAGUUAGGAAGCACAGGAGUGAAGAGCGUCCUGACCCUCCGUCAGUCCCUCUCAGACACAGACGUCCUGCAGUGUUUCAGCUCAAACGUUUACGGCAGCGCAAGUCAACAGUUUCAGCCCAUCUCAUCAACACAAGAGACCAGUUUCCAUCCUCUGUCAGUGCUGCUCGGAGCCGCUGUCGGUGCAGCAGUGAUGAUAAUCUUGUGCAUCAUGAUGCUCUGCUAUGAACGGAGAAGGAAAGAAAAACCUUCAGAAUCCAGGCAAGACGACACGUCUGGACUCAUUCUGACUCAAAUAGCCGUUGCUCUGGAUCAUGACAUUCAGUUUGUUCACGCCGAUAACGGCAUGCUGUCAUCCACCGCACCGAGUGAACCACAAUCUCUUCAUUAUUCCUCCAUCGAUUUCUCAAACACUGAAGCGCCGUCAGGAGAGAUCAGGGGCAUGGCCUCGCUGACCAGUGAAUACGCUACGAUCAGACACCGUCCUGAAGAAGCUGCAGACCCAGAGAACACCACAGAGCCCAAACAAGAAGAAGACAUGACAGCAGAGAUCACAGACACUUCUUCACCGGCAUCAGAAGACGUGAUUUAUGGAAACAUGAGCCAUCACCACAGACAGAAGGAACCGCUGGUCACCGCAGAUGAUGCUGAAAAGAUAGACUGAACCAAAGCCUUCAAAUCUUUGCGCACCAGAAGAGACUGUUCAUCCAAAAAUGGCAAUUACAAACCUAUAGACUUUCUUCUGUGGAACGUCUGUUUUUAUGUUAUGUUUAGUUUACCCUAAAAGACAAAUUUCCUAUUCAUUUACUUACACGCAAGUCGUCCAAGAUGUACAUGACUUUUUUUCUUCAGCAGAACAGUAAAAAAGAUUUUUUACUUAAAUUCUGCCCAUUGAGGAUUCAUAAAAUGCAAGUUAUCAGCUGAAGCCACAUUGUGAGUCAAAAAAAGCACAUACAGGUAACACAACAUUAAAGGAACAUCCAUGUUAAUUUAUAUAUGCUUGUUGUCCAAAGUAGAUACGGUUCCCUAAUUUUUAACCCCAUUCUAUCUGAAAGUGUGUAGACUAUAGCCUUUGUCAUAUUUAUUGCCUGCCAAAUUAACAAAUGUAAAUCUUUAAAGUAUGACGCUUACUAUAUAGGUAUAUGGCAGACUAUAUAGGUAUAUACACAGACACCUUACAUACAGACCGCAGUAAUUUGAUAAAAUCCCUUCUGCUUUCAGCUUCUGGCAGUAUCCUGGGAAAAAAACACACUGGAUGGCUAUUUACUUUACUUAUUUAAGAUGAACAGUAAAACAGAAUUCAGAACAUAAGAAGUAUUACCAUAAUACAAUGUUGACAUAUCUUAUCAAGAAGAAAUACAUUUCAUAUUGGAUUCAUAUUACAUUUGUGUUGGAUUGAGUUUUUAAUGUGAUUUAACACAUAUAAAGAAAUGUGUUGAAUAUUCAGUAUGCUUCAUACUGAUUUGCAUAGAUUUCUCACUAAAUUCUGACUAAAGGGGAAGUGGUGAAUCUCUAACAUGUUGCUCCUCUAUUCAGUCUAGAAGCAUCAGAUUGAGCUCUGAGAGGAUUUCUGUUGUCUUCAUCUCUCUUCUCUGUUAAGCCAUUUACACAUGAAACACAGUAGUUUUGUUUGAAACGUUCAAGAUAUGCAUGUUUUCUUUCUCUUAUUUUAAUCUUUAAAAUGUCAGAGAUGGGUAGUAAAUGAUUACAUGUACAUGUAAAUUAUUCUACAAAUCAAGCACUCAUGAUCAUAAUCAGAUUACAGUUACUUCUAUUCAUACAAAUAAAUCAUAAAUCAAUUCU